Molecule: messenger RNA, 1278 nt
Organism: Aspergillus heteromorphus CBS 117.55
Lineage: Eukaryota; Fungi; Ascomycota; Eurotiomycetes; Eurotiales; Aspergillaceae
Product: HECT-type E3 ubiquitin transferase
Exons: 3
Coding region: 1-1278 (425 amino acids)
Biological process (GO): proteasome-mediated ubiquitin-dependent protein catabolic process; protein autoubiquitination; protein polyubiquitination
Cellular component (GO): cytosol; nucleus; ubiquitin ligase complex
Molecular function (GO): ubiquitin conjugating enzyme binding; cyclin binding; ubiquitin protein ligase activity
Source: RefSeq, a predicted model, not a curated record
AUGGCUGGCUCACCACCACCCUCCCAAGAGGAUGACUCCCUCUAUCUCCACGCCGAACUCCUCCCCAACAUCCGCCACAUCACGCUCUACAUCUCCCUACCUGCGCGGGUCGCGUCCGACGGACUCCAGAUCUCGCUCUCGGAAUCCCGCCGCGCCGUGUCCGUCUCUCUCCCGGGACCCCAACACGACCUGUCAGAGACAAUGAAGCUGCCUGCUCGCGUGAGUGAAGCAUCCCGACGGGCUCUGAGUGCCGGGGCGGCCGGGAGAGAGGGCCAUGCGGGCGCGGACGGUCGGCGGGAAUAUUCGUUUCGGAUGCAGGUUGAUGACGGGGAGGAGACGCUGGCUGGGACGGAUGAGCUCACGGGUGGGUUUGUGCCCUGGACGGCGAGAGAUCUGUCCCCCGUGACGCGGCUGCGUUGUCUACAGUGUGAGCGUGUUGUGCUGGAGGGCGAUAAAGACAAACAUAACCAGGCAGGCUGGGUGUGGAAGGACCUGCCCAGUGGGAAUUGGGCCGAGAUGAUGGAUUUCUGGCACUGCCAUAAACCGGACCCGCCUCCUGGGGAAGCGCAAUCUGAAGACCCGAAUGCUGUGGUCAAGGGCUACGGCGCUGCGAACCAGGUCGUGGCUACGCCCGGUACGGUCUUGGUGGAUGUGGCGACCUUUUUGGUUGCGGAUACGGAUUGCAAGGGGCUGAUGCAGGUUCAAAGUGGGGACGCAGAUGGCUCUUCACAGCCCGACACUGUAACGUGUGUGAACUGUGACAGUUCAGUCGGCGUGGAAGACACCGUUGCCCACGGAUGGAGACUCUUCAAAACCAGCUUCGCUGCCAACGUGGAGGGAGAGGCCGUCCCAGAGUCUGCAUGGGAGAGCCAUUCGACUGAGACGGUGGUGGCUGCGCAGCUGCUCGAGUUCAUCGAGAGAGAAAGCGCGCGAAGAUUUGUGGUUCAUUGUGGAUGCAAGGAUGGAAUUCUGAUCUGGGUCUUCAACCCGGACCUGCGGUACUCCAACUCGAGUGCGCAUCACAGCAUUGCUGCGCAGCGGGCGAUGAAGGUCUUCUUCCAGCGUCUCGAUGAUGCUGAUGCGACCCUCCAUCCCGAUCGCGGGAAGGCGUCGUCUCUCUCUCUGGAGGAACUGAAGCUCCCCACGGCCUCCUUUGCGGCGUUGACAGCUGCCCUGGACGGCAGCAACGCCAUGCUGCCCGUGUCUGCGCGGGAGUUCCGCGAGUGGAAGGUGGGCAUUCUGCACCGCUUCGAGCGGCCCAGCGUGCAGCAGACCUGA